Messenger RNA from Aspergillus saccharolyticus JOP 1030-1, 3022 nucleotides. RefSeq names its product sulfatase domain protein. The record is from RefSeq and is a predicted model, not a curated record. The coding region runs from base 235 to 2865 and encodes 876 amino acids. The transcript is spliced from 3 exons. NCBI's taxonomy places the organism in Eukaryota, Fungi, Ascomycota, Eurotiomycetes, Eurotiales, Aspergillaceae. Gene Ontology annotation, molecular function: arylsulfatase activity.
CUCCUUUUGGUCAUCAUCCCACUUUGGAGUUACUUCUUCAAUUUCACUCUUACUUCUCCUCUCCUCUCCUCUCCCUCCCCUCUUCCUCUUCCUCUCUCUCGUUCGGCCUUCCAUCCCGGUGAUCAUCCCAGCUGGUCCAUGGGGUGAGAUGUUGCUUUCGUCUUUUACUUUCACCUGGUGUGCCAUGUGAUUUGUCUCUAUCGUGAACCUUCAUCAUCAUCAUCAUUCAACAAGAUGAUUAAAAUGAAGUUGGUCAAUCUCAACCCAGCUCGUUGCUGCCUGGCAGCUCUGGUGCGAUUGCGCGCAUCGCCUCUCGAGUUCUUUGAUUACUGCUGGGACUUCACUCGCCGCUACUUCUUUGCUCUCACUUUGAUCGCCCUGUUUGGUGCGAAACUCUUGCAUCUUUACGCCCACAUCCACUCCUUACCCCCCUCCAAAUUCCUGCUGUGGGGAGUCACCUUCUUCUUCCAAGAUGUCGUCCUCGUGCUGCUGGUGCGCAUCUUGACCCAGAAACAGCCAUGGCGGUCGGUCGCCGCCAUCUCGGCCCUGAUCGUUGUUCCCUUCAGUCUGAUCAUGUCCGGAAUGACCGCCGCCAAUACCUCCUUCUAUGUCUUCACCGGCGCCGAAAUCCACUGGCGACAAGCAACCACCUUUCACCACGAUGCAGCCGCCAUGCGCACCUUGCUGACUGGCCUGACCGGCUUCCUGAUUGUGGAGGGCAUCUUGCUCACUGUCGCCUGGUUCGCCGCCGCUCCAUUGCAUCGCGCCCUUGGUGGCAUCUUGAGUAUCUUGGCACAACCUUUCAGAUGCUGUGCGAGCUGUGUGCGAGCCUGGAUCCCCAAGACCACCUCUCUGCGCGACCCGGAGCGCUACGACCACGUCUCGGAAGACGACUACCUGGACGACAAGAGCGACGACGGAUCGUCUAUUUACCUGUUGGAACCCUACGGUGCUGUCGCCCCGCCUCGACACGGGGGUCACUCACUGGCCCGUCGCUUGGCCGUCUGGAUUCCCUUCGUGGGCCUGUUCCUGCUGCGGGUAGUCCGUCCGUGGGAUCCCGCCUACAUGUUUCUGUCUGAAGCGCUCCCCGUGGCUCCGUUCCUCGGACACCAUCGGGUCUCCCCAGUGCGGGCUGAAGGGCUGCCGGGGGAUUAUGGGUGGCUGGAGGGACAGACGGCGUUGGAGCGGCCGCCGCAAUGGUCGUGGCUCCCCAAGAAGCCCCUCGCCGGCUUUGAGGACUGGAACCACUCCGACAAGUUCCAUCCCCCCCCGCUCCACUAUGAUCCCAACCGGGAUCCCCUGCAUAUUUCCAACCUGCGCAGCCCGCUCCUGGAUCCCCUGCACGACGCUCUUUCCGGCGGCAACGUCAAUAUCAAACACGUUAUCCUCUUGAAGCUCGAAAGCACCCGCGGCGACGUCUUCCCGCUGAAGAAUGGUACGUUCAUGUGGGACCGCAUCGCUGAGAGCUACCCCGACCAGAACAUCCCCAAGGACGUACGGAAGCGGAUCGCGAACCUCACUCGAACGGCGGAGUGGCUGACGGGGUUUGACGCUGGAUUCAAGCACGACAUGGUCAAGGACUAUGGGCGUCGGUCGUACGGCGGUCUUAGCGCCAGCAAUGCCUUCACCACGGGCACCUACACCCUGAAGAGCUUGGUGGGGACCCUGUGCGGUGUGACCCCGCUGGUAGCAGACUUCAACCGUGAGUACGAGAACCACAUCUAUCAGCCGUGCAUGCCACAUGUACUGGCCGCCUUAAACCAAUUGCCCGACGUGCGGGCCAACAACACCUCCACCGACUACCGCACCUGGCCAUGGCACUCCGUCUGGAUGCAGUCCGUCACGGAUAGCUAUGACAACCAGGAUAAGCUGACCCCGAAACUGGGCUACUUUGACGUGGUCACCAAGGAGAGCAUGGAGAAUCCCAAGGCGAAACACUAUCCGGUCAAGGAAAAGGAGGUCAACUACUACGGCUACCCGGACAAGGUCCUCGGAGACUACGUGCGAGACGCGAUCGACGCGGCGGAGAAGAACCACACCCGUCUGUUCCUCACGCAUCUCACCGGCACCACUCAUCACCACUGGGGGCUGCCCAACGACACGUAUGAGUCGAUCGUGGGCUCGACCAGCUCGGGACACAACAACGACCUCAACCGCUAUCUUAACACCAUCGGUUACAUCGACGAAUGGCUGGAGGAGAUUCUUGGGAUCCUCAACGAGAAGACGAUCAUCAACGAGACGUUGCUCGUGAUGGCUGGUGAUCAUGGUCUUUCCCUCCCCAACGACGGCGGGGUCACCCCCUACGACAAUCCCCAUGUGGGCAGCUUCCACGUCCCGCUUCUCUUCGCCCAUCCGCAUCUCCCCCAAGUCGAGGUGACCACCCCCGUGAUCUCCCAACAAAUCCUCCCCACCAUCCUGGACCUUUUGAUCCAGUCGCACUCGCUCGGUCCGGACAGCAGUCACGCGGCGCAGGAUCUUCUGUCCAUGUACGAGGGACAGUCGAUGAUCCGCCCGCAGAUCACGGAGAAGGACGGGCGCCAGAACUGGCAGUUCACCGUGAUGAACACGGGCGGUUCGUGGCUGGCCGUGCGCUCUGCCGCCCACCCAUCCUACCGCCUGGUCAUUCCGCUCGUCGACGACGUCGAAUGGCGCUUCACCGAUCUCGCGCAAGACCCGAUCGAGCUGCACCCGGUCAAGGACUUCAACCUGGUCGACCUGGCCAAGACGUUGGAGGCGGAUUACAACCCUGAGGUGGUCGACUGGGUGCGGGAUGCCGCCCAUGUCGCCGAGUGGUGGGUCACGGAGAACUGGAUGCGCUACCGCUACCGCGGCCGCGGCAAGGGCAAGGAGAAGAAAAAGGACUAGACGGCGCGUCGUUCGCUUCACAUCGUGUUUCGUCCUCACCCACGGCCUCUGAGCUUCUUAUCAGUUGAUGAGAACUCCUGUACAGUGAUCUCAUUUUCGCACCUUCUUGUACAUAUUAUCCACAUACUUGCUCUUUCUUUAGCAUGAUGAUUUGGUG